Molecule: messenger RNA, 321 nt
Organism: Symbiodinium natans
Lineage: Eukaryota; Dinophyceae; Suessiales; Symbiodiniaceae
Source: the annotation of a GenBank genome assembly
AUGGAUCAUCGCAGUCUUGGAGAUUCGGAGGCCAUCGUCCAUCUGCCCGAUUCUGCUGGCAUCGCGCAGGCUGCUCGGGGCGAUGCUGUCAGCCCGCCGGAGUUGGAUCGUCUUUUCCCGGCAUCCAUCUACGUUGCAGGUGGAGCUGGCAGUGUCUCGAACCGCCCCCUGCUCCCGCUGGAGUGCUUCAGAUUGCGUCUCCUGGCGUCAUCAGCGGCUGGGGGAGGCUCCCAGCAAGCAGACCCUGGCGCAGCGUCGACUGCAGCUGAUGAGCAAAACGUUGAAGGCGAUUGGGUGACGCAUGUCAUGCUUAAGAGGUGA